AUGAUACGCCACUGCAGAAGAUUCAGCCUUUCUAGCCCGUUUGUUGCGCCUUUUAAAUCGAUCAUCUUGUACAUCAUCAACUUCAAGACCCCUUUGGUCUCCCCAGAAGUUCGACCCUAUCUUUUUUGCGCGGCUGAACUCCACAAUGGCCAGGGACCAUUCGGGGGCUAUUCGACCGUCUGGCUUGCUCACGAUACUGUCAUCAAGCGGUACGUCGCGCUCAAAGUCAACACAGCAGACGCGCUCCCGCGUGAAGCAACAGUUCUUAGGUCUCUCUCAACGCCACGCUCCUCCACUUCGCUACCACAUCAAGGACCCGAUUUAGUACCAAUUCUUUUAGAUCAGUUCGAAGUACAGGGUCCUAAUGGGACUCAUACAUGCUACACUACAGCUCCUGCACAGUGCAAUCUUAGGGAGAUCUCCUUCAGCCGCCUUUUCCCUCUUGACGUGGCUCGAGCGCUAUGCUAUGGACUCACACAAGCAGUGGUAUAUACACAUUCACAAGGAUACGUGCAUGGAGAUAUACACCUGAACAAUGUUCUGAUCAAGCCCCCAUCUAAUUUUGACACACUCUCCGUCAAAGAGCUGUACGAAAAAUAUGGCAAGCCUGAGACAGUACCCAUCACGCGUUGUGAUGGAAAGCGCCUCCCACCUAAUGUCCCAACGAAAGCGGUUAAGCCCCUAUUAUUAGGAAAGUAUGCUGAAAAACUGACGCUGGCCGACGUUCGUCCUCUUCUCAGUGACUUUGGUGAGGCUUUCGCCCCCGCCUCAGAAAUUCGACUUGGGAAAGACUGCCAUACACCUCCGGCCUUUCGCUCCCCAGAGGCCAGGUUUGACCCGCAAGGACCGCUCACAUAUUCUUCGGAUAUUGUUGGCAUGAAGCCUAUAUUCAGUACGGACAUCGUGCCUGAUGAUGAAACCGUGGCGCAACAUAUGGAUGUGCUGGGACCAAUGCCCCAGGAAUGGUGGCAGCGCGGGGAAGGAAGAAGCAAGUUCUUUACGGAGGACGGGUGCCCUACUGAAGCCUAUCUGGAAAACGAACGGCCUCCCUUCGAGGAGUCAUUUGAGAUAGACAUACAAAAAUGGAGGCGAAAGUGGAGGGGCGCGAUUGAGGAGGAAGAGAAAGCCGUUUUCUUGGAUGUAAUCCGCAGGAUGUUGGCGUUCCGGCCGGAAGAGCGACCGACAGCUAAAGAUGUGCUUGAAUCGGAAUGGAUAGCUAAAUGGGCGUUGCCGGAUUAUGAGCGAAGUUUGAAUCCUUCAUGUUGA
Aspergillus welwitschiae is the source of this 1266-nucleotide messenger RNA. Its product is annotated as protein kinase-like protein. Gene Ontology annotation, biological process: regulation of mRNA processing; spliceosomal complex assembly; protein phosphorylation. Bases 1 to 1266 code for a protein of 421 amino acids. NCBI's taxonomy places the organism in Eukaryota, Fungi, Ascomycota, Eurotiomycetes, Eurotiales, Aspergillaceae. The record is from RefSeq and is a predicted model, not a curated record. Gene Ontology annotation, molecular function: protein kinase activity; ATP binding. The transcript has 4 exons.